GUCUUGGCAUGGUCACACCUAUUAAUGACCUUCCUGGUGCAGAUACAUCGUCAUAUGUGAAGGGAGAAAAGCUUACUCGCUGCAAGCUGGCCAGUCUGUACAGACUUACAGAUUUGUUUGGAUGGGCACACCUGGCAAAUACAUACAUCUCAGUUCGAAUAAGUAAGGAGCAAGACCACAUUAUAAUAAUUCCCAGAGGCCUCUCUUUUUCUGAAGCGACAGCCUCCACUUUGGUAAAAGUCAAUAUAAUAGGAGAAGUGGUUGACCAGGGAAGUACUAAUUUGAAGAUUGACCAUACAGGAUUCAGUCCCCAUGCUGCAAUCUAUUCAACACGUCCUGAUGUGAAGUGUGUAAUACACAUUCAUACCCUUGCUACUGCAGCUGUGUCCUCCAUGAAGUGUGGGAUCCUUCCAAUUUCCCAAGAGUCUCUUAUCCUGGGAGAUGUAGCCUAUUAUGACUACCAGGGGUCACUUGAUGAAGAGGAGGAAAGAAUUGAACUUCAGAAAGUUCUGGGUCCAAGCUGUAAGGUGCUGGUGCUGAGGAACCAUGGAGUGGUAGCACUUGGAGAGACACUUGAGGAAGCUUUCCAUUACAUCUUUAAUGUGCAGAUGGCCUGUGAGAUUCAGGUGCAGGCAAUAGCAGGGGCAGGGGGAGUAGACAAUCUGCUCAUACUGGAUCUUCAGAAGUAUAAAGCUUUCACCCAUGGUGUAGCCGUGUCUGGAGGAGGUGGUGUGAAUAUGGGUUCCCAUCAGAAAUGGAAGAUUGGCGAGAUUGAGUUUGAAGGACUGAUGAGGACUCUGGACAAUUUGGGCUACCGAACAGGCUAUGCAUACAGGCACCCUCUGGUUCGAGAGAAGCCUCGGCACAAGAGUGAUGUGGAAAUCCCAGCAACUGUGACUGCCUUCUCCUUUGAGGACGACACUGUGCCGCUCUCUCCCCUCAAGUACAUGGCACAGAGGCAACAGCGUGAAAAAACACGAUGGCUGAACUCACCAAAUACUUACAUGAAAGUGAAUGUGCCGGAGGAGUCUCGGAAUGGGGAGACGAGUCCCAGGACCAAAAUCACGUGGAUGAAAGCAGAAGACUCCUCUAAAGUUAGUAGUGGAACACCUAUCAAAAUUGAAGAUCCCAAUCAGUUUGUUCCUUUAAACACGAACCCAACUGAGGUGCUGGAAAAGAGAAAUAAGAUUCGGGAACAGAACCGAUACGACCUGAAGACAGCAGGACCACAGUCUCAGCUGCUCGCAGGAAUUGUUGUGGACAAGCCUCCUUCUACCAUGCAAUUUGAAGAUGAUGAUCAGGGCCCACCAGCUCCUCCUAACCCAUUCAGUCAUCUCACAGAAGGGGACCUUGAAGAAUACACGAAGACAAUCGAAAGAAAGCAACGAGGCCUGGACGACGCUGAGCAGGAGUCACUCUCAGAUGAUGCAGCAUCUGUUUCACAAAUUCAGUCUCAGACUCAAUCACCGCAAAAUGUCCCUGAAAAAUUGGAAGAAAACCAUGAGCUGUUUUCCAAGAGCUUCACUUCCAUGGACGUGCCUGUCAUGAUUGUGAACGGCAAGGAUGAGAUGCACGAUGCUGAAGAUGAGCUUGCUCAGCGGGUCAGUAGGUUAACCACAAGCUCGACCAUAGAGAGCAUCGAGAUCACCAUUAAGUCUCCAGAGAGAACCCAAGAGGUCAUGUCACCUGAUGGCUCGCCUUCAAAGUCACCAUCCAAGAAAAAGAAGAAAUUCCGCACACCUUCUUUUCUCAAAAAGAGCAAAAAAAAGGAGAAAGUUGAGGCCUAAGUAGUCUUUUUGUAAUUUGUAUAUUACAAUGUGACAUUGCACAAUUAAAUACCACAUUUUAGUUCAUCGUUCAUAUACAGUGGUAGAUCGGAUUGGGGUAUGUAGCAAACUGGACUUAAAAAACUGGAAAGAGGUUUUACUAAAAGAAAAACAUUAUGGAAAACUUUGAAAUUCAUCUCUUUUUAUAUGUCCAAACAUGGCUUUGAACUUUUAAACAGUUGCUAGUUUUACUUAGCUCUACCCUCAUGAAGUAUCUUUGCUGUUGAUCACUGACAGACACCUGUUAUUUCAG
Cricetulus griseus (Chinese hamster) is the source of this 2079-nucleotide messenger RNA. The record is from RefSeq and is a predicted model, not a curated record. NCBI's taxonomy places the organism in Eukaryota, Metazoa, Chordata, Mammalia, Rodentia, Cricetidae.